AGUCUUAGACUAAAUAACUAUUUAAUCUAAACUAUUUACUCUAAACUGUCUAUAUUCUCAUCUCUGUCAAGAUAUUGAAUUCUAAAAGUUUUACAUUUCUCUCUUAAUUCACAUUAUAGAUAAAGUAUUAUUUGGGAAUUACAUAGACAAUUGUUCUAAAUAAUGGCAUUAUCUCUUUAUACAGCGAAAAUUCCUCCCGAACGUUAUAAUCACUUUUUCAAUCCUAAUCUUUGUCACGUUUGCAAAUACAAAGUCCAAACGGAUUUGAAAUUAUGUUCGGAUUGUUCCAUGAUCUCUUACUGCAGCGAGGAGCACAGACUGCAGCAUCGAACGCAACACAAAGAAAUAUGUGAAGCAAUAAAAGAAAUUAGUAAAACGAAAUGUCUAUGGAUCACUCGUGGAAUGACGAACGACGAAUGGGUCAAACAUAAGAAGGAGAAUCUGCAAGCUAUCAAGGAGAUUCUAUGUCGCAAAUUGGAGCCGUACGAGGAGCAGAUGUUCUUGUUCGCAAAAUCGUGCAGAAUUUGUCACCAACAACGAGAUGUAAAACUCGUUUGUAUAAAAUGCUGGCAGCUCAAUUGGUGCGAUGAUCACCAGUACAGUCCCGUUACACACGACUGUGAGCAAUUGGAACAAUCUUUGUUAUUGGAUAUCUACGAAUUCUUAGAGAAAGAAGAUGUGAGAAUACCACUAAUUAAUCUACCUGACUCUAUGACUCAUAUAGUUGAAAGUGGUAGCACAAAAGCAAUUGUUGACCGUUUUGUGAAAAAUGUACAUCCAGAGUAUCUCAAAUGGAAGUUCAUUGAUUACAUGUACUCCAAUGCCAUGUCGGGACCGUUGACAGUGCUUCAUACGAUAAAUCGUGUAAAUCCCUUGCUUUUGCUGAACCAACAGGAAACUUAUGUCCUACAUAUUAUAGCCGGAAGCUUGACGGAUAAGCAGAGUUUGUCAGCUUGGGAAAUGGCACUGCAUAUCGUGUUACCAUCAAAAAAAAUAUUAAUUAUAAUGAUAGAAUCAGAGUUGAAAAUUGAUAAAGAAGAUAUAGGGGAAUGGGACGUAUGUAUAGUGUGCCAAGCGAUGAAAAAUACGCUAACUUUUCAAGUACACAAUAUGUCGUACGAAUCUUAUGUGCAAAGUAGUUCCUACGUUCCACCAGAUGUGAUUAUAGGAUUCAAUGUAGAUGUUAAGGAAUUAGAGGCAGACACUAUAAAAAUAUUACAGCGUCAGGAAUGUUUGGUACUUCUCACGUUUACAUCACAACAUGAAAUGUAUGAAAUUAUAUUGGAGAUACAUAUGGUAUUAGAAAUGAGACCAGACCAUUUUGGAAAUAUGCGCAACAAAUUUCAAUCUCACAGACCAUAUAAAGACAUAAAGGAGGACACGUUUUUCCCUAAUAUGUAUAUGCUUUACUUUAUGUGAUUAAAUACAGAAGAUUAAAGUUUUUACAAUAUUUAA
Odontomachus brunneus is the source of this 1455-nucleotide messenger RNA. RefSeq lists its product as uncharacterized. Gene Ontology annotation, cellular component: extrinsic component of mitochondrial inner membrane. NCBI's taxonomy places the organism in Eukaryota, Metazoa, Arthropoda, Insecta, Hymenoptera, Formicidae. The transcript is spliced from 2 exons. The record is from RefSeq and is a predicted model, not a curated record. Bases 163 to 1419 code for a protein of 418 amino acids.